UUCCACAUGUGUCUAAUGUUUUCCUUCCAAAGGUCUGGCUUGGAAAGAUAGAACACACAAAGAAAAACUGCUCUCAACUUGUAGGAUACUUUACGCUGAUGCGGUAGAGAACCUACAUGAUACAGUAGAAGUAGAGUAGGACAGUGUUCUCUUUCUUUGACAACAUAAACGUCUUCAGGUUGUUUAUUUGGCCACUUGGACAUGAAGGCAUUCCAGGUCGUGCUUGUUCUCCUCCUGACUGCUGCUGCAGCUGAUGGUCAAUCUUUCCAUUUUGGCAAAUGUCCCCAGCCAUGUGUUCAAGAGGACUUCAAUGUUACAAAGUAUAUGGGCACCUGGUAUGAAAUAGAGAAGCUCCCAGCUAUUUUUGAAAGAGGACAAUGUAACCAAGCUACAUACAGUCUGCUCCCUGAUGGGACAGUCAAAGUUCUCAAUGCAGAGCUGCUGUCCAAUGGGAAGAUAAACUCAAUUGAGGGUGUUGCCAGAGUUAAAAACUCAUCUCAACCUGCUAUUCUGGGUGUCAGCUUCUUUAAAGAUAUUCCAGGUGGUCCCUACUGGGUGCUCAACACCGACUACCAGUCCUAUUCGCUGGUGUACUCUUGUUCUGACUAUGGAACUUUCUACGUUGAUUUUACCUGGAUUCUGGCUCGCACUCGGGUGUUGACUGAGGACGUCAUCGGCCGGUUACAUAAUGAGCUGACUUCUGCUGGUGUUAACAUAAGCGGCAUCACAGUCAGCGAUCAGACUGGAUGUGACCAGACCAGAGCCAAGAGGAAUGACAGACCCAUCAUUGGUGUACUGUCUCAAGACAUUCGUAACCCAAAAGGAAAUCAAAUAUCUUACAUUGCUGCCUCUUAUGUCAAGACCCUGGAGUCAGCGGGAGCAAGGGUUGUACCCGUCAUGAUUAACCAGACACCGGAGGAGUAUAAGACACUGUUCAACUCCAUUAACGGGACUUUUACCCUUACCACGUUACAUAAUUCUGCUGUGUUUAUGACUGAUACACCAGCAGAAACUGCUGUAAAUCUUAAUUACAAUGGCAGUAGGAUCCUUUACCCAGGCGGAAGUGCCAGCAUCACAUCAUCUGGUUAUCAACGAGCUGCUAAAGUCUUUUAUGAUCUUGCUAUUGAGGCAAACAAGAGAGGCGACUAUUUUCCUGUGUUUGGCACCUGUCUUGGUUAUGAGCAGCUGACCGUUUUGACAAGUGGAACGGACUUACUGUCACGUACCGAUACGAAUGGUGUGCCAUUACCUCUGAACUUUACUAAUGAAGCCAAAGACAGCAGGAUGUUUAAAGAUGUGCCAGCUGAACUCAUGGAAGAACUGGCUUCUGAGCCGCUGACUGCAAAUGUUCACGAGUGGAGUUUGUUAAUGUCGACUCAAAACACAAAUGAGAAGCUGAAAAACUUUUACAAAGUUCUCUCCACGAAUAUGGAUGGAGAAACAGAGUUUGUGUCAACGGUGGAAGCAUAUGAGUACCCAAUUUAUGGGACACAGUGGCAUCCAGAGAAAAAUGCAUUUGAAUGGAAGCAGUCUUACGUUCCACACUCUCCAUCAGCAGUCAGGACCUCCUACUACAUGGCUGAAUUCUUUGUCAAUGAAGCCAGGAAGAACUUUCACAGAUUUGAAUCUGACAAGGAGGAGACUAAAGCGCUGAUAUACAACUAUAAUCCUGUUUACGUUGGGCCUGAGAGUGUCUUUGAGCAAAUCUAUUAUUUCUGAUGUCUGUUUGCGGAACACUUUUCCUUUUUCAACAGCUGAUUGGCUGUCUCAGUCACGUGACUCGUAAAUGUUUGCAGAUAAUUUUACUUGUUUGUUUGCAUUUGCUGCACAUUCCAUCUGUCCAAUCUGUAACUAAACAAGUAUUGAGUAAAAAAUGUCAAAUUGUGCUUUGUGGAUGCCGGGUUUACAGCUGAGUGAAUAAAUGUGUA
Sebastes umbrosus (honeycomb rockfish) is the source of this 1928-nucleotide messenger RNA. RefSeq names its product gamma-glutamyl hydrolase-like. Lineage: Eukaryota; Metazoa; Chordata; Actinopteri; Perciformes; Sebastidae. The coding region runs from base 202 to 1719 and encodes 505 amino acids. Gene Ontology annotation, cellular component: vacuole. The transcript is spliced from 15 exons. The record is from RefSeq and is a predicted model, not a curated record. Gene Ontology annotation, biological process: tissue regeneration; brain development; tetrahydrofolylpolyglutamate metabolic process. Gene Ontology annotation, molecular function: gamma-glutamyl-peptidase activity; lipid binding.